Messenger RNA from Lichtheimia ornata, 1077 nucleotides. RefSeq names its product fructose-bisphosphate aldolase, class II. Gene Ontology annotation, molecular function: fructose-bisphosphate aldolase activity; zinc ion binding. NCBI's taxonomy places the organism in Eukaryota, Fungi, Mucoromycota, Mucoromycetes, Mucorales, Lichtheimiaceae. Bases 1 to 1077 code for a protein of 358 amino acids. The transcript has 5 exons. Gene Ontology annotation, biological process: gluconeogenesis; glycolytic process. The record is from RefSeq and is a predicted model, not a curated record. Gene Ontology annotation, cellular component: cytosol.
AUGGGUGUACUCGAUAUUGUUCCCGCCGGUGUUGUCACUGGUGACAAUCUACGCAAGCUUUUCCAAUAUGCUCGAGAGCACAAGUUUGCCAUCCCAGCCAUCAACUGCACUUCAACAAGCACGAUCAAUGCGGCUCUUGAAGCAGCUCGUGAUAUCAAGUCGCCGAUCAUUAUUCAGUUCUCAAAUGGUGGUUCCGCCUUUGUUGCUGGCAAAGGUUUAAGCAACAAGAAUCAAGAAGCAUCCGUUAUUGGUGCUGUUGCUGGUGCACAGUAUGUGCGUACAGUGGCCAAGGCGUAUGGUAUCCCUGUUGUCAUCCACUCUGAUCACUGUGCCAAGAAAUUGAUUCCAUGGUUCGAUGGCAUGUUGGCAGCGGACGAGGAAUACUUCAAGGCCAACGGUGAGCCCCUGUUCUCAUCGCACAUGCUCGAUUUGUCGGAGGAGCCCAAGAAUGAAAAUAUUGAGAUUUGUCUCAAGUAUUUGAAGCGUAUGGCGCCUAUGGGAUGCUUAUUGGAAAUGGAGAUUGGUAUUACGGGUGGUGAAGAGGAUGGUGUGAACAAUGAAAGUGUGGACAAUGCUUCCCUUUACACCCAACCUGAAGAUAUUUGGGACAUCUACAAGGCAUUCAGCGAAGUCACUGAUCUAUUUUCGAUUGCGGCUGCUUUCGGUAACGUGCAUGGUGUCUAUGCUCCAGGCAAUGUCAAGCUGCAUCCAGAGUUAUUGGCGAAGCACCAAGCCUAUGUCAAAGAGCAACUCAAGACUGACAAUGACAAGCCUGUAUUCUUUGUCUUCCAUGGUGGCUCAGGCUCAACUGAACAAGAAAUUGCCACUGCAGUCAACAACGGCGUUGUCAAAAUGAAUGUUGAUACCGAUACUCAAUGGGCUUAUUGGGUUGGUCUCAAGGAUUAUUAUCAAGCCAAAAAGGAUUAUCUUCAAACUCAGGUGGGUAAUCCUGAAGGACCAAACAAACCCAACAAGAAGUACUAUGAUCCACGUGUGUUCAUUCGCGAGGCCGAAAAGACAAUGAUUGCUCGUGUGCAACAAGCAUGCAAGGAUCUUGGCAAUGUCAAUCAGAACUAA